Molecule: messenger RNA, 783 nt
Organism: Entamoeba dispar SAW760
Lineage: Eukaryota; Evosea; Mastigamoebida; Endamoebidae
Product: casein kinase, putative
Exons: 1
Coding region: 1-783 (260 amino acids)
Biological process (GO): endocytosis; signal transduction; peptidyl-serine phosphorylation
Cellular component (GO): cytoplasm; nucleus
Molecular function (GO): protein serine/threonine kinase activity; ATP binding
Source: RefSeq, a predicted model, not a curated record
AUGGAAAGACAAGACAUUGCCCGUUCUCAACUGAAUUAUGAAUAUAAAUUGUAUCAAUACCUUAAUCAAGGGCCAGCUGUUCUUGGUAUCCCAUCAGUAAUAUAUUGGGGAUUAUAUGGAAAUUAUAAUGUUAUGGUAAUGGAUUUAUUAGGACCAUCAUUAGAAGAUUUAUUUAAUUUUUGUGGAAGAAAAUUCACAUUAAAAACAACAUUAAUGUUAAUAGAUCAAUGCAUUAAGAGAAUUCAAUUUAUUCACUCAAAAGAUUUCAUUCAUAGAGACAUCAAACCAGACAAUUUUGUUAUGGGAAGAAAUGAAAGAUCAAAUACUGUAUAUAUAAUUGACUUUGGACUAGCAAAAAAAUAUCGAGAUGGAAGAACAAAAAAACAUAUCGAAUACAAUGAAGACAAAAAUCUUGUUGGAACUGUUCGUUAUGCAUCCAUCAAUAAUCACCUUGGAAGGGAACAGUCAAGAAGAGAUGAUAUGGAGAGUUUGGCAUAUAUGUUUAUUUAUUUUAUGAAAGGAAAUCUUCCUUGGCAAGGAAUAAAAGGAACUACUAAAAAAGAUAAAUACAUGAAAAUAUUAUUGAAAAAACAGUUAUCUAUUAAUAAUGAACUGUGUCAAGGAUUACCUCCUGAAUUUGAGAAAUUUCUUUCAAUAAGUAGAAGCCUUAAAUUUGAAGAAGAGCCUGAUUAUUUUGCAAUGAGAAAGUUAUUUUGGUCUAUUGCCAAAAGAGAAAAUAUUAAGUUUGAUGGAGAAUUUGAUUGGAUUCAUUAUAAGAAUUAA